GUGUUAGAAACAUCAUACGCCCACCAUUACUCCCUCGACAGGAAACCGGCCAAAAGCGACCCAAAUCCUUCGCCUCAGUACAGACAACGCCGAGAAAAUCCUCAAAUCGACAAAACAGAAGCAAUGUGCCAAGAAGUCACUUGGUAUUACACCCUCUGUGAGCAUCUCAACCCGCUCUACUACUUCCACGUCCCCUGCGCGAAGGCUAUCCGGCACGGCUACAAUUGCGACGCAACACCCUUGUAUAUUCCCCUCUUCGGUGCAUGCAGCGGGUGUCGUGACAAUACACGCCCGACGAGAAAAGCGAUGAGGAAAGAAUAUAAGAGACGAUUAUCAGACACCGGUGAUGCCACAGAGUAUGAGGGCGAUAUCAGUACUCUAGAAUCGGAUGUCGACUCGGGAAGCGAUACCACACUCGACGGCUUGGAGUUGUUUGACCGGCUUACCUUUUGAUGGUAACAGCCGGCACAGUUGGUUCAGCGAAACAAACCAUUUAAUUAUGCAUCUUUCAGUGUUCCUCGAUACAGGGAAAUCACUAAAGCGGAAAAGUGGAAGGCCACGAUAUAUUGGGAUUCAUGUCGAUUCAUUGCAGUUCAUAAACCUAG
Messenger RNA from Aspergillus campestris IBT 28561, 605 nucleotides. RefSeq lists its product as uncharacterized. Bases 124 to 453 code for a protein of 109 amino acids. The record is from RefSeq and is a predicted model, not a curated record. The transcript has a single exon. NCBI's taxonomy places the organism in Eukaryota, Fungi, Ascomycota, Eurotiomycetes, Eurotiales, Aspergillaceae.